UCUCUUGGGUGGGCUUGAUCUGUAGUAAUCGCGGUUUCAGUCAGCGCUCGAGACCACUUCGAGUGGUCUUGCAAUCUUGAUUGCUGAAGCAAAUUUCUGCAUGUGCCUUAUAUUGCACAUGGACAAUCACAUCUUGAUCUGUGGUUCAAACAUAUUUGCAAUCACACCUGGAAUAGGUACCUAUCGUGUAGUUGCUUCUAAACGAAAGCGAAUCCUGGGGAUUAUGGUAAUAUUAGGGAAAGUAGAGAAGAUUGGCUGUGGAAUUGGUAAUGUUUUAAUUCGUCGUGGACAACAAUGCAUCGAUGCCUAA
Botrytis fragariae is the source of this 310-nucleotide messenger RNA. RefSeq lists its product as uncharacterized. The record is from RefSeq and is a predicted model, not a curated record. NCBI's taxonomy places the organism in Eukaryota, Fungi, Ascomycota, Leotiomycetes, Helotiales, Sclerotiniaceae. The coding region runs from base 101 to 310 and encodes 69 amino acids. The transcript is spliced from 2 exons.